GAUGUGAGUUCAUUCUGCAAUAUAAGUUGCAUGCCCACAUUCCACUUUUACAAGAAUGGAGAGAAGGUGUUCGAGUUCUCUGGUGCAAACACAACUACGCUGUUGGAAAAACUGGAAGCUUUCAGAACAUAAGAACCACCGUAGCCACCGCUGCCCUCUGUACAUGCUGUGCUAAGAAAUCCCAGUUUCAUUUUCUGUACAGUAACUAUCAGGUCUUCUGUUCCACACAGACAAUAACUCAUUCCACUCAUGUAAUUGGUGACAUACUGUAGUCCUGUCAGUUCAAUGUGUGUAGUGACUGUUGUAACAACAGACUAGAGUUUACCUAAAACCUGAUAACUACUUUUUAAUUCUGUUUUAUAUGAGGAAUUGGCUUUGCUCCCGACUAACUUUCUUUGUUACAUUAUGUGUACAACAUUGUGGAUUUAAUAAAUGAAGAUGAGCUACAGGAA
Morone saxatilis (striped sea-bass) is the source of this 452-nucleotide messenger RNA. It is a transcript of the gene txnb, whose product is annotated as thioredoxin. Lineage: Eukaryota; Metazoa; Chordata; Actinopteri; Moronidae. Gene Ontology annotation, molecular function: protein-disulfide reductase activity. The record is from RefSeq and is a predicted model, not a curated record.